UUUCUUUUCCAACUUUUUUAAGGUACACUUUUUUUGCACUUUCCCAUAUUACUUUUUAUCUUGGUUUUUUUUUUUUUUUCUAAUAAACGAAAAUGGCGCUUAAAAGAAUUAACAAAGAAAUAAAAGAUUUAGAGAAUGACCCACCACCAACUUGUACUGCUGGUCCAAUUGAUGAUGAUCUUUUCCACUGGCAAGCGACAAUUAUGGGUCCCGAGGAUUCUCCAUACAAAGGCGGUAUAUUUAACCUUGAUAUUCGUUUCCCUCAAGAUUAUCCGUUUAAACCACCAAAGGUGAUGUUUCAAACAACAAUUUAUCAUCCGAAUAUUGACAAUAAAGGAAAUAUAUGCGUGGAUAUUCUAAAAGAUCAAUGGUCGCCGGGACUUACCAUCGCGAAGGUACUUUUGUCAAUUAUCUCAAUGUUGACCGAUCCAAAUCCAGAUGAUCCACUUGCGCCCGAAAUUGCUCAAAUAUACAAGACUGAUCGCUCUCGUUUUAAUGAUACUGCUAAAGAUUGGACACGUAAAUAUGCUACUGAAUGAUUAAUAUACGUUCAAUGUGUUAUUCAGUAUGGUUUUAAAUUAGUUUAUAUCUUUGUGCUUAUUUAAACCUUAAAUAAAUUAUUGAUAAUAUGUACAAUUCAAAUUCUAAUAAAGAGAAAUUUUAUUAUUAAAAAUUAUGAUGGCUAA
Rhizophagus irregularis DAOM 181602=DAOM 197198 is the source of this 686-nucleotide messenger RNA. Its product is annotated as Ubiquitin-conjugating enzyme E2 4. Lineage: Eukaryota; Fungi; Glomeromycota; Glomeromycetes; Glomerales; Glomeraceae. The record is from RefSeq and is a predicted model, not a curated record.